AUGGAACCUGGUGAUGGCAGUGCUGAGAAAUCUCAGAAUGUCCAAGUGGAUCAUGAUGAUACAAUUGAGGAGCCAAAAUCAGGAAUGGAGUUUAAUUCCUUUGAAGAUUUACUAAGUUAUUAUAAGGAAUAUGGUAAGAGGAGCGGGUUUGGGGUGAUGACGAAGCGGACCGAGAGGGGAGAAGAUGAGUCUGUUAGAUAUGUCACCCUCGCUUGUGCCCGCGGUGGGAAGGCCCGGAAUAGGACGUUGAAUGUUGCCAACCCACGUCCGACAGGGAAAACUGAAUGUAAGGCAAAGAUUAAUGCCUUAAGGCAAGAUGGUGUGCUUCGGUUGACGACAGUACAUAAUAUCCAUAAUCACGGCCUCAGUCCAAAGAAAUCCCGUUUCUUCCGAUGUAAUAGAGAAGUUAGUGAUGCCGUAAAAAGGGUUCUCGAUACAAAUGAUUUGGCUGGCAUCCGAACGAAUAAGAGUUACGGAUCUCUUGUUGUUGGCGCGGGUGGAUUUGAGAACCUCCCAUUUUUGGAAAAUGAUUGUCGUAAUUAUAUUGACAAGGCCAGACAUUUACGACUUGGAGCAGGUGGUGCUGGAGCGCUCCGAGAUUACUUUUUACGAAUGCAGUACAAAAAUCCUGGGUUCUUUUAUAUGAUGGAUAUAGAUGAUGAGGGGAGGUUAAAGAACGUCUUCUGGGCAGACCCCCGUAGUAGAGCAGCGUACCAAGAUUUUGGUGACGUGGUCACAUUCGACACCACAUACCUAACGAAUCGAUAUGGGAUGCCCUUUGCACCAUUUGUUGGUGUAAACCACCAUGGACAGUCAAUUUUGUUGGGGGCAGGCUUGAUUUCCAGUGAGAUACCAAGACCUUUGUGUGGUUAUUCGAGACAUGGUUGCAAUGCAUGGAUGAAAGUCCCCGAGAAGCUUGGCUCAUAUAGUUCGUACAAAACUGGGAUGAAGAAUGCAUUGAUGAAAUGUGUCUACGACACCCAACUUGUUGAUGAGUUUGAGAAAUGUUGGGAUCAGUUGAUUAACACUUACAACUUACAUGAGAAUGCGUGGUUGCAAAGCCUAUAUGUUGAGCGUGAACAUUGGAUUGAGAAUGAAAAUCUUGCGGACUUCCAGUCAUUUAAUGCCACAAUCCCCUGCAUAUCUAGAUCUCCGAUUGAAAAUAGGUUUCAAGAGUUGUACACGAAUGCUAAAUUUAAGGAAGUUCAGCAACAAGUCCACGUCAUCAUUGACUUGAAUCCAAAGUUACAUAAAAGUGAUGGUGUAGUAAAAACAUAUAUGGUAGAGGAUGAAGUUUGUUUAGAAGAGUUCACUAAGCUGGUUACCCAUUUUGUGGACUUUAGUGACAAAGAUGCAGUUGCAAAGUGCUCUUGUGGAUUAUUUGAGAUGAGGGGGAUAUUAUGUCGGCAUAUUUUGGCCGUUUUCAGAUGUAACGAUAUUAAAUUUUUGUCAGAAAUCUACAUUCUAGAUCGAUGGAGGAAGGAUAUUAAAAGGCGAUACACAUUAAUCCACAGUAGCUACGAUGGUGGGGAACAGCGGGCAGAUGCUAGUAGAUAUUCAAAUCUUUUAAAUAUCUGUUAUCAGAUGAUUACUCACGCAGCGGGUUCGCAAGAGCAUACUGAGGAUGCGAGAACUAAGUUAUAUGCAAUGAUUAAUUUGUAUCGUGCCAAUCAAGAACCCCCAUCGAUGAUUCAAAUUGGUUCCAAUGUUGAUAGUACGGUAAAGGACACUACGGUCGAUGGUUCUAGGGAAGUACGUAGUCCGCGUGUUGUGCGAGGCAAAGGCAGACCUCCAUCUCUAAGGAGAGCAUCCAGGAUGGAGAUAGACAUGCGGAAAGCUAAAGUAAAGACUAAGAAAGCACCAGCAAAGGGGAAGCGUAAAGAGAGGGAUGGAGGACAUACCGAAGUCGUGGAUAGAGGAGAUACACCGAUCGUAGAAGCUAUUCCAGAAAGAGAAAGCGUGGCUGUAGACGUUAUUGGAACCGAACCCCGAGAAACAGUGAUGCAGAGUCAAGAAAGCUUAAGUGGUUCAUAG
Juglans regia (Persian walnut) is the source of this 2034-nucleotide messenger RNA. RefSeq names its product protein FAR1-RELATED SEQUENCE 5-like. The record is from RefSeq and is a predicted model, not a curated record. NCBI's taxonomy places the organism in Eukaryota, Viridiplantae, Streptophyta, Magnoliopsida, Fagales, Juglandaceae. Gene Ontology annotation, molecular function: zinc ion binding. The transcript is spliced from 5 exons. The coding region runs from base 1 to 2034 and encodes 677 amino acids.